This is a messenger RNA of Alternaria alternata, 1968 nucleotides long. RefSeq names its product D-xylose-proton symporter. Gene Ontology annotation, cellular component: membrane. Gene Ontology annotation, biological process: transmembrane transport. NCBI's taxonomy places the organism in Eukaryota, Fungi, Ascomycota, Dothideomycetes, Pleosporales, Pleosporaceae. The transcript is spliced from 9 exons. The record is from RefSeq and is a predicted model, not a curated record. Gene Ontology annotation, molecular function: myo-inositol:proton symporter activity. The coding region runs from base 1 to 1968 and encodes 655 amino acids.
AUGUACAAUUCGAAAUGUACUGACAAUGUUUGUUUCAGACCAGCGGUAGUGGAUGAGCACCACGAGCGCAAAGCCUCCAUCUUCGAUGAUGAGCAGAAGCGUAAAGAGAGCGUCGCUCGUCUCACUGCUAAUUUCGAGGGAGAAAUCAAAAACCCACUCGUUGACAUUUCGCGCGAGCAACUUAUAGCCAACGUCCACGACUUCGCCACAGAACACCAAUUGACUGACGUCGAACCGCUCCUUGUCAAAGGCGCCCUUCUUGCGCAGUCGCCCGCCCUCUUCGAGGAACUCGAAGAACUAGACGAAGCAGACCGUACGGCUGUCCGUGAGGAGAUUACGCAUCGAUUCAAGUUACCGCGGACACUCUACUUUACCAUCAUCCUCAACUCCAUCGCAGCUGCUAUCCAGGGCUGGGACCAAACGGGAUCUAAUGGGGCUAAUUUGACUUUUGGUCAGGCCUUGGGCAUCCCAGAUUCUGGCUCUGUGUGUGAGGCGGCGGGAACGUGUGAGAAGAAUGGAUGGAUUAUUGGGUUCGUAAAUGCUUGUCCUUAUAUAGCUAUUGCUGUUUUCUGUGCCUGGAUCUCUGAUCCGGUGAACGAACUCUGCGGCAGGCGUGGUACCAUCUUCAUCGCUGCCAUCUUCUCACUUUUGGCACCCUUCGGUAUGGGUCUGAGCCAGACGUGGGGUCAGCUUGCUGUGUGUCGCGUACUCCUUGGAGUCGGUAUGGGACUCAAGGAAGUUACUGUGCCUGUUUUCUCGGCGGAAAACGUACCAGCUAGUGUGCGUGGUGGACUCGUCAUGUCGUGGCAGAUAUGGACAGCCUUCGGAAUCUUCCUAGGGACGUUUGGAUCUGCUUUUAUCCCUGCUGUACCUCUCUGCAUUGGCAUUUGGUUCGUACCCGAAAGUCCUCGGUGGCUCAUGAAAAAGCGCAAAUACGCCAAAGCGUAUCGCUCCUUCCUCCGACUACGGAAUACUCCUCUACAAGCUGCACGUGACCUCUACUACACCCACUGCUUGUUGGAGCAGGAAGAGGUCUUGAUCCGUGAAGCUGGGAUUAACCCCAAAUCAAAUUUCUUCACACGCUUCGUAGAGUUGUUCACUAUUCCGCGCGUUCGUCGAGCGACGCAAGCUUCUGGUAUUGUUAUGAUAGGGCAGCAGAUGUGCGGUAUCAACAUCAUCGCAUUCUACAGCUCAACGAUCUUCGCAGAGGGAGGAGCCACGAACAAGGAAGCUCUCAUUGCGUCGUUUGGCUUCGGUCUUGUCAACUUCACUUUCGCGUGGCCUGCUGUCUGGACAAUCGAUACUUUCGGUCGCCGCGGACUGCUCCUGUUCACGUUUCCGAAUAUGUUCUGGACACUUCUCGUAGCUGGGAUGUGCUACUACAUCCCCAAGGAUAGUGACGCGCAUCUGGGUUUGAUCGCCUUCUUCGUGUAUCUCUUUGGUGCCUUCUACUCUCCUGGAAUGGGACCAGUACCUUUCACAUACUCAGCCGAGGUAUUCCCGCUCUCCCAUCGUGAAGUGGGGAUGUCGUGGGCUGUGGCUACGAACAACUUCUGGGCAGCGGUCCUGUCGCUUACACUUCCUCGUAUGCUCAAAGUUAUGAAGCCUCAGGGAGUAUUCGGCUUCUACGCCGGUAUGAACGUUGUCGCUCUCAUCAUGAUCUUCUUGUGGUUACCUGAGACUAAACAACGAACACUCGAAGAGCUCGACUAUGUCUUUGGUGUUCCCACGCGCACGCACAUGAAAUACCAGGCCGGUCAGAAUCUACCUUGGUGGUUCAAGACGUACGUCCUCCGGCAAAAGGGUCUCUCCAAGCCUCAGCUGUAUAAAUUUGGCGAUCAACGACCCCCUGUGAGCGUGACGGCGCAGAUGAGCUACGCUUGGAAUACGUACAUUCUUCGCAAGAAGGGUCUGGCUAAGCCAGAUGCCUAUGUCAAGGCGUCGCCUCGCGGCGAGAAGCAGGUGUAG